AUGUCUGCCCCUGUCUUGAAUCUCACAGCCCCAAACGGCACCAAGAUCAGCCUGCCCACUGGCCUCUUUAUCAACAACGAGUUUGUGAAGGGGAACGGUAGCGCCAAGAUCACGGCCAUAAACCCAAGCGACGAAUCCGAGAUUGCCUCGGUCGAAGCAGCGUCGGCCGACGAUGUCGACAAGGCGGUGAAAGCAGCCCGCGCGGCGCUCAACGGCCCCGGCUGGGGAGACAUCUCCGGCACCGACCGCGGUCGGCUCAUGUUCAAGCUCGCCGACCUCGUCGAGGCCCAUGAAGCGGCUCUGGCGACCCUCGAGACGUGGAACGGCGGGAAACCCUACAACGUGGCCCUGGGCGAGGACGUCGCCGAGACCAUUGCCACGCUCCGCUACUACGCUGGCUGGGCCGACAAGAUCCACGGCGAGACGAUCCCCACCACCCCCCAGAAGUUUGCCUACACGUUGAAACAGCCGGUUGGGGAAGCUCGGUCCCGCGUUGGCGUGUGGCAACACUGUCGUUCUGAAGCCUGCGGAGCAGACGCCUCUAUCGGUACUUUACUUCGCAAACCUGGUGAAGGAGGCCGGGUUCCCCCCGGCGUCAUCAACAUUGUGAAUGGUCUGGGGAGGGAAACGGGCAAUGCACUGGUUUCCCACACCGACGUCGACAAGGUCGCCUUCACGGGUUCCACGGCAACCGGACGCCAAAUCAUGAAGACUGCCAGUGUCAAUAUCAAGAACAUCACCCUGGAGACGGGCGGCAAAUCCCCUCUCUUGGUUUUCAAGGACGCCGAUCUCGACCAGGCCGCGAAGUGGGGACAUGUCGGCAUCAUGAGCAACCAAGGCCAGAUUUGCACGUCCACGUCGAGGAUUUUGGUGCAGGAAGAGGUCUACCAAGACUAUGUCGCCCGCUUCAAGAAGAUCUGUCUCGAGAACAAGGUCGGCAACCCCUUUGAUGACGACACGUUCCAGGGCCCUCAGAUCACCAAGGCCCAGUAUGACAAGAUUCUGGGCUACAUCCAAGCCGGAAAGGACGAGGGCGCCAGCCUGGUGACAGGAGGUGUCCCUUACAAGAACGUCGGUGACGGGAAGGGCUUCUUCAUCGAGCCCACCGUCUUCUCUGACGUCAAGAAGGACAUGAGAAUCUUCCAGGAGGAAGUCUUUGGGCCGUUCGUCGCCAUCACACCAUUCAAGACGGAAGAAGAGGCGGUGGCGCUGGCGAACAACACAUCCUAUGGGCUUGGUGCCGCGCUGUUCUCGAGAGACAUUGAGAGAUGUCAUCGCGUCGCCGCCCGGCUGGAGUCGGGUAUGGUUUGGAUCAACAGCUCCAACGACUCUGACAUCCGAGUACCCUUCGGUGGUGUCAAGCAGAGUGGCAUCGGCCGCGAACUGGGUGAAGCCGGUCUUGCUGCCUAUACGCAGACGAAGGCUGUGCAUGUCAACCUGGGUCUUGUCUUGUAG
Molecule: messenger RNA, 1455 nt
Organism: Colletotrichum higginsianum IMI 349063
Lineage: Eukaryota; Fungi; Ascomycota; Sordariomycetes; Glomerellales; Glomerellaceae
Product: Aldehyde dehydrogenase
Exons: 3
Coding region: 1-1455 (484 amino acids)
Molecular function (GO): oxidoreductase activity, acting on the aldehyde or oxo group of donors, NAD or NADP as acceptor
Source: RefSeq, a predicted model, not a curated record